This is a messenger RNA of Solanum dulcamara, 1542 nucleotides long. RefSeq names its product putative receptor-like protein kinase At3g47110. The coding region runs from base 1 to 1542 and encodes 513 amino acids. Gene Ontology annotation, biological process: hormone-mediated signaling pathway. Gene Ontology annotation, molecular function: protein binding. Gene Ontology annotation, cellular component: plasma membrane. The record is from RefSeq and is a predicted model, not a curated record. The transcript has 2 exons. Lineage: Eukaryota; Viridiplantae; Streptophyta; Magnoliopsida; Solanales; Solanaceae.
AUGGAUUUCUAUGUUUCAAACUUUCAUGUACUUAUUGUCAUAAUAUUCCUCAAUGUGUUCAUAUCACAAAGUGCUUAUGCAGCCAUUCUUGGUAAUAAUGAGCCAGACAAACUUGCACUUGUUGAUUUCCAAUCAAAAUUAACUGCUGAUCCUCUACAAGUCGUAUCGUCUUGGAACGAUUCGAUACAUUUCUGCAACUGGAGAGGUGUCACAUGUGAUCCAAGUAUCCAAAGGGUGGUUAGGCUGGAUCUUACAGGGCUGAAGUUGUCUGGAACCGUGUCGCGAAGAAUUGGUAAUCUCUCUUUUCUUGAAACACUUUACCUGUCAGACAAUUCAUUCACUUCUGUAAUACCUCAAGAAUUAGGCUCCUUGACAAGGCUCCAAAGAUUGAACUUAAGCUUUAACUUCUUUGAGGGGAAUAUACCAUCCAAUCUGUCUAGCUGCAUAAAUCUCAUUAAUCUUGAUUUGAAUCACAAUUAUCUUAUAGAACAAGUCCCUUCAGAACUAGGGUCAUUGUCAAAGCUUCAAAAAUUAUAUCUCAACAACAACAACCUCACCGGGAACUUCCCAGUUUCUUUUGGAAAUCUUUCAUCCCUCCAAGAACUUAGUGUGAAUUAUAACUACCUUGAAGGGGAAAUCCCAUCUACUGUUUCCCUUUUGAGAAACUUGACCGUUUUUAGAGUGGCGGUGAAUCAUUUCUCUGGCGUGUUCCCACCUGCACUCUACAAUCUUUCAUCACUUCAACUUCUCUCAAUCACUCAAAACAAUUUUCAUGGUGACCUCAAGGAGGACAUGGGGCUUAUUUUACCUAACAUUCAGAGGCUAUACUUGGGUGGUAAUGGUUUCACCGGUGAGAUACCUGUUUCGUUGUCCAAUGCUUCAAAUCUUGUCCAGCUAGAUUUAUCAGUAAACAAGCUCACUGGAUCCAUUCCCUUGAGUUUUGGGAAACUCAGGUCUCUCCUUUUGCUUAUUGUCCAUUCUAAUCAACUCAGGAGUGAUGAUUUGAACUUUCUUACUCCUUUAACAAAUUGUAGCAAGCUACAGUAUCUUGAUAUUGCCAAUAACAAGUUUACUGGCGAGUUCCCCGGCUCAAUCGGUAACUUAUCAUCCAAGUUGAGGUGGCUAAACUUUUACAAUAACUCUAUACAUGGGAGCAUUCCUCCAGAGUUUGCAAAUCUUGUUGGUUUAGACGCGUUGGGGAUAGGCCUAAACUUCUUGACAGGUAAUAUUCCAGCUUCACUUGGAAAACUUCCGACGUUGAAACAACUUUACUUGGCCUCAAAUCAAUUAACUGGUGAAAUCCCUUCUUCUUUAGGCAACCUUACACAAUUAUUGUAUCUAUACUUGCAUAAUAACAGUCUAGAAGGAAUCAUACCUUAUGGUUUUGGUAAUUUCAAGUUUCUGCAAGAAAUUGACCUUUCUGACAAUAGGUUAAACGGGACCAUUCCAAAACAAUUUAUCGGUCUUUCCACCCUUUCCAGAACACUAAACUUGUCACACAAUUCCUUGACUGGUGUAUUACCUAGUGAUAUUGUCCGGUGA